AUGAAUAUAACAAAAGCAUUAUCAGCACUUGUGUUCUCGUCGCAAGAGGAGACGAUUAUGGAUCAUACAUUUGAAGAAGUCAUAAAUUUUAAUACAAGUAUAACUAUGCCAUCGAAUUAUAUUGAUUUGCAUCGUUUGAUUAUACGCUGUUUCAGUUUAUAUGCACUCGUACUUGUUAUUAUUGGAACAUUAGGUAAUGCGUUAACAAUAAUUAUAUUAUGUCGCCGAAAUUUAAGACGUUAUGUUACAAUGAGAUAUUUAAUUGCUGUUAGUGUAUGUGAUAUUAUAUCAUUAUAUGGUUGGAAUUUGAAUAAUUUUUAUAAAUUUACAAUUAGUACUACGAAUACUAAUCUAGAAGCGAUAUCUUUAGUACAUUGUCGUGUUAUAUCAUAUUUAACAUUUGUUGGUUUACAAUUAUCAAGUUGGUGUUUAGCAGCUGUUAGUUUAGAUCGGUGUUUGAGUCUUUAUUUUCUAACAUGGAAACAAAAUUGUGGAAAAUUAUCUCGUACAAAAUAUCAUAUAGGUAUAUUAACCAUAUUUUGUUUACUAUUAAAUUCUCAUAUAUUAUUUCUAAACGGUUAUCAUAAUGAUCAAUCAAAUCAUAAAGUCGAAUGUUAUACAACACGAAAAAAUCGUUAUUAUAUAUUUCCUCAAUGGGAACGUGUUCAUUUAGUUGUAUAUAAUUUAUUUCCAUUUAUAAUAAUGCUAUCAUGUAAUAUCUAUAUAAUCUAUAUAACAAUUCGCUCGGCUCGUAUUCGUACAAUAAGACAACGUAAUACAAUUGGAAAACCUUUACGUUCAAGUGCAUCUCGUCAUAGACAACUAUCAUUAAUGUUAAUAAUUGUUACAUUUGCUUUUGUAUUGUUAACAUUACCAUCAUGUAUUUAUUUUGUUUUUUUUCGGCAUCGAAUGUCAUCAAAAGCAUAUUCUCGUAGUUAUCGUUAUAUGAUACAAAUAUGUUUAAAUAGUAUACAAUUUACAUCACAUGCAAUAAAUUUCUUUUUAUAUUGUUUUUCGGCAACAAAUUUUCGUAAUGAAUUAUGGGAUUUUAUAACAGAAAUAUGUCUUUAUCGAUUAAAUGGUUUUAAAUCCAAUAAAUCACCAUCAACAACAAGAACAAUAAGAUUAACAAGAUUUAGUAGAAAUACUCGAAAUAAAAAGAAAUUUCAUACUGAUGUCACAUUGGAAUAUCAACAAACAGGAUAUCAACAUGUAUUAAAUGAAGUGCAAGAAAAAUUCAAUAAUCAAGAAUUAAAAGAAAAUCUUGACUGUGAUGAUCUUAGCACUUCGAAUAAUAUAAGUUAA
Rotaria sp. Silwood2 is the source of this 1305-nucleotide messenger RNA. The record is from the annotation of a GenBank genome assembly. Lineage: Eukaryota; Metazoa; Rotifera; Eurotatoria; Philodinida; Philodinidae.